This is a messenger RNA of Penaeus monodon (black tiger shrimp), 1583 nucleotides long. RefSeq names its product alpha-(1,6)-fucosyltransferase-like. NCBI's taxonomy places the organism in Eukaryota, Metazoa, Arthropoda, Malacostraca, Decapoda, Penaeidae. Bases 265 to 1260 code for a protein of 331 amino acids. Gene Ontology annotation, molecular function: alpha-(1->6)-fucosyltransferase activity; protein binding. The record is from RefSeq and is a predicted model, not a curated record. The transcript has 7 exons. Gene Ontology annotation, biological process: protein N-linked glycosylation.
UACGACCUCUGGAGACUUCGCAAUGAGUCCGGCCUUCAUGCUUGGCAGAAGAAUGAGGUAGAGGAGCUUAGUAAUCUGAUACAAAAUCGAAUCUACACAUUGCAGAAUCCCGCUGAUUGUAAUUCUGCUAAGAAAAUCGUUUGCAAUUUGCCUGCCUGGCCUAAGGGCCGAGGAAUAGGCAGUCAGCUUCACCAUAUUAGCUACUGCUUCCUCGCUUCAUACGGGACAAAGAGAACGCUCAUUAUUAACGAAACGUCAACCAACAUGAACUUUAGCAAGGGUACCUACUUUCUACCCCUUAGUGAAAACUGUACCUCUAAUAGUAUUAGCACUGCGUGGCCAGGCAAACAAGACUCGCACGUCAUCGAGUUCCCAGGCAAUGACAAACCCAAGCCGCGGCCGAACUACUUCCCAAGGUCAGUGCCACGGGACUUUGCCCAGCGCCUCAUGCAAGCCCACGGCGACCCCUUCGCCUGGUGGAUGGGGCAGUUCUUCAAGUACGCCUUGAGGAUGACCGAAGGAUUCCAGGACUACGUUGAGAAACUAGGGGCUCGUCUAGGCUUCCAGAGUCCUAUUGUUGGAGUACAAGUCAGGAGAACAGACAAGCUGCGUCACGACUCAAGAUUCAUAAAACUGGAAGAAUACAUGGCUGUCGCGGACGACUUUUUCGACGACCUGGAGAUUCGAGGGACGAAGGUGACGACUCGCAGGAUCUACUUGGCCACAGACGACCCGCAGGUCCCCCAGGAAGUGAAGGCGAAAUUCCCCAACUAUGAGCUUGUGUUCAACAAGGAGAGCGUCGCCACAGCCAGCGUCAGCCAAAGGAGGAGCGAAGCCAACAUGAGAAACCUCAUGGCUGACAUCUAUUUCCUCUCUCGCUCUGACUUCCUAGUGUGCGGCAUGUCAUCUAAUAUAUGCAGGCUGGCGUACGAGCUCAUGCAGACCCUCCAUUCGGACGCCUCGUGGAAAAUGUUUUCCAUGGAUUUACAUUAUUGUUUCCACUUCGAGAGCGCUCACGAGGUACAGGCUAGGUACCCUCACACGCCUCGAAGGGACAUCGAGAUCGAGCUCCAGAAGGGCGAUCGUGUGAUGAAAUCUCCGCGUCACUACAACAAGCAUCGCAAUUAUCACGACGGUUUCUCGCACGGAAUGAAUCUGAGAACGGGAAAAGCCGGCUUGUACCCAAUUUACAAGACGGUUGAUGUCCUGCUGCUCGCUGACACGCCACCCUUCGAUCAGAUUGACAAGAGGGAAGAGUAAUUAGGUCUAGAUUUACUAAAGAAAAUUAUUAUAAAUAUGAAAACUAUAAAUAACAUCUUCAAAAAAAUGGUUCUAUAAAUGGUCAAAACGCUGAGGUAAGUACAUUAAGUGUAGAAAUUUCCCCCCUCUCACCGCGCUCGCAGGAGUACCAACCGUUUUUGUAAGUAACCCUGCACGCAGAACGGUCGGGGGGGGGGGGUCGACCUUGCGAAAAAAGGAUUUGGAGACUUGAAAUAUGUCGCAUUUGAUACAUUUAAGCCAAAGCCAAUUCCGCUUCCUUUGCAACUUUAACGGUUACCUCCUCAAUACAGUUAACUUCUGAA